Fragaria vesca subsp. vesca is the source of this 1093-nucleotide messenger RNA. Its product is annotated as late embryogenesis abundant protein D-34-like. The coding region runs from base 79 to 867 and encodes 262 amino acids. The transcript is spliced from 2 exons. The record is from RefSeq and is a predicted model, not a curated record. Lineage: Eukaryota; Viridiplantae; Streptophyta; Magnoliopsida; Rosales; Rosaceae.
AGCACGUACUAAGCUAGUCGAUCUCAAGUAUCAAAGUUAUCUGCAGAAAGCUUCUGAUUUUCAAGUACAGGUACAAAAAUGAGUCAGGAACCGCCGAGGAGGACUCAGAAGGAAAAAGAACCCAUCAAGUACGGCGACAUUUUCAACGUCUCCGGCGACCUGGCAUCCAAAACGGUGGCGCCACAAGAUGCUGCGAUGAUGCAGACUGCUGAAAGCAUGGUGUUGGGUCAGACUCAGAAGGGCGGUCCGGCCGCCGUCAUGCAAUCGGCCGCUACCCAAAACGAAAGAGCUGGCCUGGUCCGUCACGAUGAGGCUACUGAUGUAGCUGGAAAUGAAGGUGUCACUGUUACAGAGACUGAUGUCCCUGGAAGGCGAAUAAUCACUGAAUCAGUUGGUGGACAGGUUAUUGGCCAGUAUGUGAAGCCAGUACCGGUUGCACAGCAAGCAGCUGUAGGAGGCUACAAGCAGCAGAAUACAAUAAGUAUAGGGGAGGCACUGGAGGCCUCGGCCCAAACGGCUGGAGAUAGGCCAUUGGAUCUGAGUGAUGCCGCGGCAAUUCAGGCAGCAGAGGUGAGAGCAACAGGCAGCAAUGUCAUAGUUCCAGGAGGCUUGGCUGCCACGGCUCAAUCCGCUGCAGCCCACAAUGCUUCAACUGACAGGGAGCAAGACAAGAUUAAGGUUUCUGAUGUGCUGUCGGGUGCGACUGCCAAGUUACCUGCGGAUAAGGCGGCAACUAUGGAGGAUGCUCAAGGAGUGGUGGGUGCUGAGAUGAGGAACAACCCCGACAUGGUGUUACGUCCAGGUGGGGUGGCUGCUUCUGUUAAUGCAGCUGCCAGGCUCAAAGAAAAUAUGAACGUGAAUACCUAGUAGUUUUUUUCGAAGAAGUGAAUACUUAGUUCGUACUGUUCAGGAAUGUCUUGUUUUGUUGGUGUUUUGUGUAUAUGCAUGAACUUGGGGGUUCAUCGUGCACUGGGAAGGCUAGUACCAUAACCGGGUAUCUGGUGUACGUUUUCUUUGAACUUCCCCAACAAUGUAGAAUAUGCUAAAAGCUGGCUUGCUCUUUGUAUAUAUUUUCUUAUGUUUUGUUUGAACU